Messenger RNA from Canariomyces notabilis, 1527 nucleotides. RefSeq names its product alpha/beta-hydrolase. The transcript has a single exon. Gene Ontology annotation, biological process: protein depalmitoylation. Bases 340 to 1518 code for a protein of 392 amino acids. Gene Ontology annotation, molecular function: carboxylic ester hydrolase activity; palmitoyl-(protein) hydrolase activity. NCBI's taxonomy places the organism in Eukaryota, Fungi, Ascomycota, Sordariomycetes, Sordariales, Chaetomiaceae. The record is from RefSeq and is a predicted model, not a curated record. Gene Ontology annotation, cellular component: cytoplasm.
CGCGCAAUCAGAUUUGCAACGUCCGAUGCCAUACCGAAGGCUCCGCAGUCACGACAGACAUCGAACACUGCGGAUUUAUCACCACAAAUGCCAUAUAAAGAGUACAUGCGAUUCGCUUGUUGAAGUGCUAGCCCAUUCAUUUGCUGUUGUCAAUAGCCGUACCUGAAAACCGCCACAAUGAAGGAUCAUAUAAUCUCUAUCACCUUCACAAGCAUCCGCCCCUGAUUACAGGUAGAAGUCAUCCCUACCGAAACCACCAAGAGGAUAACAAUACAACCAUCACCAGAAACUAAAGCGCCCCCUACUUCUCUGGCAAUACAGCCUACAGUGCACAUCAAGAUGGCUCCUCAUUCAUCGGAUUAUUUUCCCCCUCCCAUAACCUACCACCCUAUCACCUCCCCAGAGAUGCCGAAACAGACCUUCAUCCUCCUCCAUGGCCGGGGUUCGAGCGCAUCCAAAUUCGCCCCGGCUCUCCUCUCCACGCCCUUCCAAUCACCUCCCACCCACACCCCCUUAGCCGCUCCAAGCGACCUGGUCUCAUCACAACCGCCACAACCCGCCCUGGAGAGGCCAGAUCCAGAAGCCCAAUCGCAACCUCAACCUCAAAUAUCAUCACCACUCACGCUGAAAACCGCCUUCCCCACAGCAAAACUCCUCUUCCCUUGCGCGCCCCGGCAGCGCGCAACAAUCUACAAACGCAGCCGCAUCAACCAGUGGUUUGACUCCUGGCACAUGGACCUCAACCUCGACGUCAAUGUGGACAAUAACAACAACGAGGAUCUAUCCUCCCACCAACGCCUUCACCACCACCAACAGCAGCAGCAGCAGCAACAGCGGUGGUGGCGGCAGUUCGAAGGCGAGGAGUGGCGUGCCGUUGAUGGGCUGCACGCUACCGUCGCGCAUCUUCACGAGCUGAUCCGCAAGGAGGCCGCACUCGUCGGCGGGCCGGGGAAUAUCUUUCUCGGCGGGAUCAGCCAAGGUUGCGCCGCUGGGCUGGUGGCGCUUCUUUUGUGGGACGGAGAGAGGUUGGGGGGCUAUCUAGGGAUGUGCGGGUGGUUGCCAUUUGAGCGAGCAAUGAGCAGUAUUGUUUCUGAUAAUGGGAAGCAGCAGAAGCGGGAAUUGAGUUCUGCAGAUGAUUAUUGGGAGAAGGGGUUUGAUCCCUUUGUGCGCGACGGAAACGUCGAGAAUGAGGAGCCAGCUGACGGAGCUGCUCGCGCUGUGAAGGUGUUGAUAGAGAAGCUGGAACUAGAUUUGAAACCACCACCCUCGCGUCCACGGUCGUUUGAUACCCCUAUCUUUCUUGGUCAUGGGGAUCAAGAUGAAAACGUGGCCAUGGCGCGUGGCAAAGAGGCAGCGGAGUGCUUGAGAGCCCUGGGCUUCGAUGUCUCGUGGAGUGAGUACCAGGGCCUGGGCCACUGGUAUUCCGCAGAAAUGCUCACAGACAUGACGAUCUUCCUGAGGGCCAGGGCUGGUUGCGAGAAAGAAAAUGAGACGUUCGUGACUGGCAUUACUGCAUAACACUCAAGC